AUGACUGCACUCUGUCACGUGUAUUGUCCACUGCAGCACUUCCGCGAGUUCACCGCGUUAUUCAUCAUUUUGUCCCGCCUCCCAUCCCGUCUGCGCCCAUCAGCGGCGGCCCUGCUGAACGUCAAGUCGGCCUUGGGGCUCACCAACACCUCGUGGGCCACCACACCAAUCCCUGCCGUGUCGACGGCGUUCUCCAAAAAGUGGCGAGGGAAAGCUCAUUUCUUUCUCGUAUCUCCCCUCGUUCCUUUUCCUCACUGCCCCUUCUCAGCGGCGGCCCUGCUCAACAUGGCCAUGGGACUCACAUACGCCACGUGGGCCACCACCAAUGUGUUCUCUGUCUCGUCCGCCUCCGCUUUCCCCUGCCUGCCCUCCCCCAUCCGCCCAUCAGCGACCGCCCUGCUGAACACCAAGGCGGCCAUGGGGCUCAAAUACACCACGUGGGUCGCCGCCACCACGUGGGCUCACCAACACCACGUGGGCCACCACCAAUCCCUGCCGUGUCGACGGCGUUUCUCCAAACAGUGGCGCCGAAGAAAAGCUCAUCAUUCUUUCUCGUAUCUCUCCUCCCUUCCUUUUCCUCACUCCCCAUCUUCAGCGACCGCCAUGCUGAACAUCAAGUCGACUAUGGGGCUCACAUACACCACGUGGGUCGCCACCAACCCCUGCACUCUUAACGGCGCCACUUCAGCCGCUGGCGAGUGGGACCGCGUGACCUGCACUGCUGACGGCCUUGCCUACUCGAUAAACCUGGACUCCGCAGGACUCCAGCGCAAGAGCUUCCCCGCAGACAUCUCCAAGCUCACGGGGCUUGGCGCGGUGUAA
This is a messenger RNA of Closterium sp. Naga37s-1, 822 nucleotides long. NCBI's taxonomy places the organism in Eukaryota, Viridiplantae, Streptophyta, Zygnematophyceae, Desmidiales, Closteriaceae. The record is from the annotation of a GenBank genome assembly.